Messenger RNA from Ictalurus punctatus (channel catfish), 7919 nucleotides. It is a transcript of the gene lzts3, whose product is annotated as leucine zipper tumor suppressor family member 3. Gene Ontology annotation, biological process: regulation of dendritic spine morphogenesis. Gene Ontology annotation, cellular component: dendritic spine. The transcript has 6 exons. Lineage: Eukaryota; Metazoa; Chordata; Actinopteri; Siluriformes; Ictaluridae. The record is from RefSeq and is a predicted model, not a curated record. Bases 377 to 2791 code for a protein of 804 amino acids.
GUCGGUGGGUGUGUGUGACACAGCUGACGCGCUCGAGCCAUACCUCCAUCACCUCAUCAUCCUCCAGCUCCGGUGUGUGUGUGUGUGUGAGAGAGAGCGAGAGAGCGAGCGCGCGUGCGUGCGUGCGUACACACCGAGCUUUUUUCUUUUCCGUUUUCUCCCCCCGCCCCCUACCCUUUACCGUUUCCCCAGGAAUCUGCGGAACCUAACCUAGCGGCGGCGGGAGAGUCGCGCGCUCACGGACGUCGGUACGAGGGAAAGAGGAAGAAGAGGAGUCGCGCGACCAUGUGCGUACCUGCGGCCAAGCCCGGCCGCCUUGCCUGCCCCGGCUCAUUGGCGCGGUGGCCGGCUGAGUGAGGGGCUCUGAGCUCCUGGUAUGGGCAGCGUGGGCAGUGGAGCCUCCAGCCAGCGGGCCAUCACCAUGAGAAGUGUGGGCACGCGGACCACCCCGAACGGGCCCCUGGCGCCCGCGCUGCCCCCAAACUCUGUCCGCCGGCGUCUGGAUGACCGCAGCUUCAGCGCUGACCGCCUGCCAGCACCGGCCACCAAGACAGCAGGCGUCACUGCCAACGAGCACUCCGAGCGCGCCGCCGCUUCUCACAAUGCGAAUCGGCAGCACACUGUCAACGGUGAGCGGCUGCUCUCGAACGCUCCUUUCUCCAAUGGGCCCAUGAGGAGGGAACCAGGCCACAGGCGAGGCGAGAGCCUGGAUCUGUGUGGAAACAGCAUAGUCCUCAACAUCAACAACAAUGAAAACAAGAACAGCAGCCAUCAAGCACCAGCGCAGCAGCAGCACAAGGACAAGAGUAAAGCCAAGACGGACAACCACAACCCUCCCAACAUCCUGCCCAUCUCUGGCAAGCUGGAGCAAGCACAGGUACAGCACGGCCUGAGCACCGAGGGGAAGGACCCUGACGCACUGGUCCGUCCCUCCGCCUUCAAGCCUGUGGUGCCCAAGAGCUUUCAUUCCAUGCAAAACCUGGUGUGCCCCCUUCAGGCCAGCGUGGGAGCAGGUGGGGGCACGUCAGGCAGCGGUGCUGGUGAGAGAGGUGGGCAGGGUGCCUCGGGAAUCCGUCCGGAUGAGGAAACCCCUAACAGCCGAGGAACACACUCUGGCGGAGGUAUUCGUACUGGCCAGGGCAGCCUGUCUGAUUCUGGCAGGAAUUCGCUGACCAGUCUACCCACGUAUGCAGGUACGGGUUCAGGCUAUGGCCCUCCGCCGGCCCUUGGGCCCCUCAGUGCCUCCACCAGCCACAUCAACCGCCUGGGUACUGCAACAACCGGCCUGGACAAGCCAGAUAAACCAGGCUACCAGAACGGCCUGAGUGCCUCUGACAGUGGCCACUCGUCUUCAGGCAAGAGCUCGUCAUCUUAUCAGCGCCUCAGCCACUUGAGUGAUGCGCCGGCGCCCUUGCGGCCAUCGCCGUCCUCCGACGACGUCAUUCGUGACCUAGAGGACCGCUUAUGGGAAAGAGAGCAAGAGGUGAGGAUGGAGGUACUCCACAUGAGACGGAACCUGGAUCAGAGCGAGGCGGCAAUCGUGCAGGUGUUCGAGGAGAAGCAGCGGGUGUGGGAGCGCGAAAUGGAGGAACUGAGGCAGAACUACGCCGGGCGGCUGCAGCAGGUGACCCGUCGCGCCCAGCGUUCACAGCAGGCCCUGCAGGCCCAGAUCAGCCGCCUGCAGCAGGACAAGCGCAGGCUCCAGGACGAGAUGACGCUGCUCCUGGCCCAGCGUGAGGAGCUGGAGAAGAAGUGCCUGGACUACAGGAAGGAGCAGGCCGACCUCCUGCCAAAGCUGGAGGAGACCAAGUGGGAGGUAUGUCAGAAGGCAGGUGAGAUCUCCUUGCUGAAACAACAGCUGAGGGAGAGCCAGGGCGAGGUGACCCAGCGUGCUGGAGAGAUGGUGGCCCUGAGGAAUCAGCUGAAGGAGCUGAAUGCCCAGCUGAGGGAGCGAGAGCAGGCCGAGAUCAGCCUGAAGGAGUCCUUCUGCACCAAGACGCUGGAGCUGGAGCGCUGCGAGGCAGAACUGCAGGCCAUGCUGGCCGAGGUGACCGUCCUGAGAGACAAGCUAAGUGCGUUUGAGACGGAGGUGGCGGGGCUGAAGAAAGCCCUGAGUGAGCUUAGCAACACCGCUAGCACUCGCACCACCGAGCCCAGCUUGGCCGAUAUGGGUCAGCUGGUGCUGUCUCGUAGCCGGGAACGCCUCCUCUCGCCACUGAGCCCGCCAGAGACGCCCACCUCGUUGCCCGCUCUUUCAUCUCUGCCCACUGUUCCCUCGCUCCCCCCUUUGCCUGCUCUGCCCGCCCCGGACCCGCUGCUCAGCCUGCAGAGCGAUGAUUCCAAGGUGCAGCGGCAAGAAGCGGGCGACCUGCGGCGCCAGUUGGAGCUACUUCAGGGGGAGCUGCGUCUGGAGCGCCAGCAGCGCGAGCGCCAGGCACUCACCUUCGCCCAUGAGCGCCAAACCUGGCAGGGAGAAAAAGAGCGUGUGCUCAAGUACCAGGCACAGCUGCAGCUCAGCUAUGUAGAAAUGCUGCAGAAGAACCAGGCACUGGAGGAGCGCGUCGACCAGCUCGGAGCCCAGCUGGCCACUCCGAUCCUGGUAUCGCCGGCAACACCAACUUCACCGCCUCCAUCCGCUAGUCUCGAGGUGCCCACGACAGCUCCUGUGGCCGUGUCAAUCACCUCCCCGACUCCCCCGGUCGAAGAGAAAAAGGUGCCCGCCCUGCACCAGCUGGCGCCCCCGUGGCCCGUUCCCACUCGUCUGGAGAGGAUCGAGUCGACAGAGAUAUGAUGCCAGUAAAUGUGACCUCUUUGAUGCAGUAUAAAAAAAAAAAAGAGAAACACUUAGAGCACCAGUUACAAUAGCGUUAAGUACAAACCCUCCUGAAACAAAAACGUCAUGUCUAUAACUUCUGAGGACAGUCCAAGGAUGCCCUGCUGAGUGAGGCAGACGUCAGGGUUGAGGGGUGCAAGUUGCUAAGUAAUAUGUUUGUGUGGCCUUAUGACUGACCUAGGAAAAGCUCUGGAUCCUAAAAGGUGUUCGUUUGGGUGGUGGGGUGUGUAGGAAGAGCUGGCCCUGAGUCUGUAGCCGAGUGGAGCGCGAAUAGAUGGAACACUCAGGGGAUAAGGGAUCAGGCAUUAAUAAUCCAGAUUUAAGGCUAGACUGUUGUAAGCUAGCUCUCAAUGCACGGUUCAUGAUAACAAAUACAUCACGAUAUAAAUCUCUCUCAAGUUAAACUUUAAAAACACAACUGAUAUUAUUUAAAGGUGCAGUGUUUUUUUUAAAAGCAGAAACAUAUAAUUUCAAAGAAAAAACAAACAAACUGUGAUUUGGAAUAUUGCCAUGCAGUGGAUGUGGCUAGUUUCUUCAUUUAGGUUUGUUUACAUUUUUCCGGCCUGGAAAUAAGUUUAACACCCCCUCCCCCCACCACUUCACGCUGGAAAAGAGCCGCUUAACUCCGCCCCUUUCCCUUAUAAGGCGACACAAAGCUAAUAUUUUCACUGCAAGUGCAUUUCACAUUACAGGCAGCAACCACGGGCCUGAACAAAUUACAGACUGCUCCUUUAAAUAAUAUCUCUCCAAACCUUACAGCAAACAAGAUAAUAAAUAUAUAGAAUAGCAUCCAUAUUAGCCGAAGAGACUCUUUUGUUUUUAAAUCUACGAAGCUACAGGGAGAGACGUGUGAUUCUCUUCCUAUCUAUGGUGCUUGUCCAUACCACACCAGUGUGUGUGUGUGUGUGUGUGUGUGUGUGUGUGUGUGUGUGUGUGUUUUGUUUUUUUUUCCAAAAUGAAGGACCAAAUAUUUAGGAGGCGUUGCUGGUCUCGAGUCCCCUCAUAGUGGACGUAGUCGCGGUGGUGAUUACCAGUGGACUCCAUGACCUGGUGUGUUGUAUAGGAGCGUGCCUCAACCCUCCUGCUCUGAUAGCGAAAGCAGCGGCGGAGGACCGACACGUGGUCAAUUGGACUCGAAACCGUAUUAACAGAACAUUUCUGCUUUUCACCUUUGUAUUCCAUGUUUCCGAAACAAUGUAGAAUAUAUUAGAGAGCGAGCGAGAGGUAUUGGAAAAAGAAAACAAACAAACAAACAAAAAAAAACAACAAAUAGUUUAAUGCACUUUGCUUUGGUCUCAGACAAUGUUUCUUUUUAAGAGAGGUGUGUGUUUGAUGAACAGCAUCUGCUGAGUGAGGUUUGGUUUAUGAAGCUGCUAGUUAGCGGAGGAGUCAGCGGCUGAGCCAAAAAAAAUUAUUUAAAAAAAAUAAUGAAAUAUAAAGUGCUAAGAGGGAAAUUAGAUUAGCGUGUGGUCGGAGCACGGCGUACUUCUGAAGCACGGUCCGUCCACCGCUAAUGAACUAUUGAGUCUGUUUAAGUGGGACCUUACCUUCUUCCAAAAAAGAAUAUGUGUCAAUGUAUACUUUCUGAAAGUAUCAUUUAGAAUAUUUGACUUAUAAAAAAAAAAUAUAUAUAUAUAUAUAAUAUGCAGUAGAUUGAAGUGAUGUUUUGAAGUAAGUACACCGUGUACACAGGCUUCGUUGCCAUACCUGAGUUGUGACUGGUGUGGUUUCGAGGGGGAGUAGGUAGUGCGAUUGUGUAGUGUGAAUUCAGAUGGUUUAGAUAUAUUUACAACCGGCGGUGACGAGAAGAUGGAGGUCGAAAAACGGUAGCAUUAGGAAAAAAGAAAAAAACAAAAACAAAACAGUAACACCUUUUGUCACAAAGCCUACAUCAUCAUCGUUCUAAAACACACCAUGUGACGAUCAAACGAAUUAUUUUAUAUUAUUCUUUUAUUACUGAAUGGUCACUGAUACCCCAGUUGCCCUCUUAAUCCUGCUAUUAAUUGCGAAAUUGCCACUAGAAGUGUUUUUUUGUUGUUGUUUUUUUACAAUACUUAUGAGGAAAUGAGUUCAUGUACAAAUGAAAUCACUCAGGUAUCACUUUUGGUGUCGAAUAGCGAAAAGGCAUAGGCUCAGUGAAAGAUUCAGGAUAUUAGAUGAAGCCCUAAUGUGCUCCAUAUAACACAGAAGACUUGUAGUAAUGUAGGCUACAUGCCAAUUAGACAUGUGCUAAUAACACAAUACACCGUGAUAUUCAACACACAUGAUAGUGUCGUCAUGGUAACUUAUCAAAAAUAUUCCUAUCAUCGGACUUUCAUUCUGCCUAGUACACAGCAUGAAAGUUUGAUGAGCUGUGUAAUGGGCUGGCGUUUUGGCCAAAAUAUCAUAUCACGAUACUUCAUGAUAAAUUUCACAAUAUACUAUGCGUAUAGAUCAAAAUAUUGAGAUUUUUUUUAACCUAAAAAUGCCACAAUUAUACAUUGAUAUCUGGUUUUGAAGUUGAAUUUUGUAAAUCUGACAUUUGAUGGGUUUUUUUUUUUGUUUUUUUUUGGAGUUACUGUACGUCAAGUUGUGAGUUUAAAUUUAAACCGAAGUUUGACUCAGUUUUAAACUAGUCAGAUAUGUGUCAAAUUCCAAUCAAGUGCUACAUCCAAGUAGUUUGGAAACGCAAACGAGCACAGAUACGGUCGUUCAGCCAAUCAGUCAGCAAACGACAGCGCGGCCCAUGGUGAGUCAAAACUUAAUAAGCCAAAUUCUACUUUUUCUGAUUGUUUAAAAAAUGUAAAUAAAAAAAACCUCACAAACAAAAAGAAGCAUUAAAAAAAAAAAAAAAUCAUAUUUACAACAUGUAAAUCCAAAUCGUAAUGCCACAGCUAUCAGUACAUAAACAUAUCAGUAUAUCAUUUUUAACCAAUGAAAUCCUAGAAAAAUAUUUCCUGAGUAGGGAAGGAUGUUAUAACAGUUCUGACGAUACCCGUGAUAUUAUCCGAAAGGUUACUGCGAUUCACUUGUAAUUUAUUUUAUGAUUAUUGUAACGUAUUGUAAUAUCAAUAUCAGAUGGUCAUGCUGCCCAGCCAUAACGACGCGCACGCUUUUUGAAAUCCGAUAUAAUACCAGUCCGAUAUCAGAUCUGUGACCAAGUCUAAACGUGUUUCAUUUGUAGUUAUUCUUUCUACACUUAAGGUGGAAAAAAUGACUGAGAUUUGAGUCACGUGACUUUACAAAAAUGUCAAAUUUGUGUAAACAUCACAAGUAUUCAGGGGAUAUACACCGAUCAGCCAUAACAUUGGAUCCUACAGAAGAGCUUCUGUAGCACAAACUGCUGAAAAAGUUAACGCUGGCUCUGAUAGAAAGGAGUCAGGACACACAGUGCAUCACAGCUUGCUGCGUAUGGAGCUGCGUAUCCGCAGACCGGUCAGAGAGACCAUGCUGAGCCCUGUCCAUCCAUCCAGCGCCUACAAUGGGCACGUGAGCAUCAGAAUUGGACCAUGGAGUAAUGGAAGAAAGUGGCCUGGUCUGAUGAAUCGCGCUUUCUUUUACAUCAUGUGAACGGUCGGGUGUGUGUGCGUUGCUUACGUGGCGAAGAGAUGGCACCAGGAUGCACUAUGGGAAGAAGGCGAGCUGGUGGAGGCAGUGUGAUGCUCUGCGCAAUGUUCUGCUGGGAAACCUCGGGUCCUGGCGUUCAUGUGGAUGUUACUUUGGCACGUACCACCUACCUAAAUAUUGUUGCAGACCGAGCACACACCUUCAUGGCAACGGUAUUCCCUAAUUGCACUGGCCUCACUGCGCCAUGCCACACUGAAAAAAUUGUUCAGGAACGGUUUGAGCAAGAUGUCCAAAUUCCCCAGAUCUCAAUCCAAUGUAGGACGUGCUGGACAAACAAGUCCGAUCCAUGGAGGCCCCACUUCGCAACUUACAGGACGUAAAGGAUCUGCUGCUAACGUCUUGGUGCCAGACACCACAGCACACCUUCAGAGGUCUUGUGGAGUCCGUGCCUCGACGGCUCAGAGCUGUUUUGGCGGCACAAGGUGCAGGUGGUUUUAAUGUUAUGGCUGAUCGGUGUAAACUGUAAUAAGAAUUUUCUACAACGUACUAUCAGCACAUGCCUAAUACUAAUUCAAUCUUAAAAACUACACUGCUGUAAUACACAAUCAUAAACAUACGAUUUUAUUUUUCUUAUCAUGUGACCAGAUUUGUACGCUUGCUUAUUUAUUUAUUUAUUUAUUUUUGUAGCUUUAUGACACUAGGUGUUAAGCGAGACAUAAUCUAACAAAGCUUUAGAUGGACACCACCCCUCUACUGUCUUUGGCCACAUUUGCUGCUAUGUAAUUCUGUUGUGUCCUGCUGUGUUCUUGGUAGAGACAAAGGGGCAGUCGACUGCAUGUAAAUAUCAUUGUUAUUUAUGUGUACAUAUCUAUUCUAUCCAAAUAUACCGAGCUAUUGCGUGUGAAUACUUUUGUGAAUUAAUGAGACUGACAUGUCAGCUUUUAUUUUUCAAACUAUCGAUAUAGGAAUAUAAUAUAAUAUAUUAAAAUCUUUACCAAAAAAAUAAAAUAAAAUAAUAAUAAUGAUAAUAAGUUCAAUCGGCCAUUACGUGUUAUAAGAAGGGAAGACCAUGAGAGCCCCUGAUGUCUAUUUUCCCCUCCGUCUCAUAUUUCUCGAAAUGUUUGAAGGAAGGAUCUGUUGAAACUGUCGCCACUGUUUUCAUUCUGAGUUUUUUAUGCUUCAGAAAUCGUUUGGGGGGGGGGCAAAAAAUGAUAUCUUAGCAAAUAUGAAUUCAAUUAAUAAAGAUGUGAAUAAAAUUAAUUAAGUAUGAGGGUUUUUCAAAGUUUUUGUUUUCAUCAUAGGAUCAUAGAAUGAAGUAAAGCGUGGGAGAAGGGUACGACAUGAGAUAGAGUGACACUUUAAAUCACAAGUUUAAUUCAGAUCAACUCUUGGGCCGUGAGCUGCACCAACAAGGAUUAGAUUAAGCAGAGAUUUGUUUUAUUUGACUUUUUCUUUCAUUUGUGUUGUACCGCUUAAUUUGAAUCAUGGCUUAACAAUUCAGCGAUUAAAACCUCUCAUUAAAACUCUGACCUGGGAUUAA